AUGAAACCAGCGACAUUUAACUCAACUCAUCAGAUUCAGGAAAAUGCUCCAAACCCCCCACUUAAAAACUCUCACUAGGGUUUAACUACCACCCCACCAGAUAGCACUAAACAUCUAUAAGGUAUGUAAGAGGGUAAAAGUUCUGUCAAGGAUCAAGAGACCACAGAUGAAACGAAGCUCUUUGAGCAAAGAUUAAUGACCUCGGCAGAUAACGAGGAAGAAAAAGAGUGCCCCAAAAAAAGAGGUCGAAAGAAGGGAAAAGGAAAAGAGCUCCAGGAUCUCUUAGAAUAAUAUCAGAGCAUGAAAAGAAUCCCAAGCCAACAUAUGAACUCUGAGGAUUCGAACUAAAAUGAUGAAAAUUCUCAAGAACAGAGUGAAGACCCUAAUUAAAGUCAAACUCUUCAUAAAAACCAACAAGACUCCCAAAGAAGAUCUAGAAGGCAGCAUUUGCCACAGAAAUUCAAGACUUUCGAUAAUAUAAUAUCAAGUCAGGAGGAAAAAAUGAUUAAACUUGCAAUCAAAAACUCUCUAAUUGAAAAAGAAAAUAAAGUAACUGAAUCAUUAGAGGUGAUAGAAGAAGUAAAAACUUUUUACCCGUCUCAAGAGGAGUUUAAGACUCCCCUCAAAUAUAUAGAGAAGUUGUAGCAGUAGGGGGCAUAAAAGUACGGAAUUAUAAAAAUAGUUCCUCCCAAGGACUUCAAACCUUCGCUAGCUUUCGACCUUUUUUCUGAUUAAAAGCUUCCAUCCAGAUUUCAAAUCUUAUAGGAUCUAGCUUAGGGCAAGCCCUUUAAUUAAAAUCACAGUGGUCAUACCCUUUCUGAAUUCGCCUAACUCAGCAAAAAGCUGGAUGAACCUGAUUGUGAUCCUCACGACUACUGGGCUAUAGAAAAGGAGUACUGGAAGUACGUUGAAAACUAGAUGGGGCCUUUAAUGAAGGUAGAGUAUGCAGCAGAUUUGAAUGUUUAGUUGUAUGGCUCUGGUUUUGGCCGCGAAGGUCAGUAAGUCUAGGACAAACGAUCUGAAGAGUACCUAGAUCACCCUUGGAACCUGAAUAACUUGUAUAAGCAGGAGGGCUCGCUCAUGCAGUUUCCAAGGUCAAAGGAUAUUUCUGGUAUAAAUAUUCCUUGGUUGUACGUUGGCAUGAAAUACUCCACAUUCUGCUGGCAUUACGAGGAUUUAAUGCUAUAUUCAAUCAACUACAACCACUGGGGAAAACCAAAGCUUUGGUAUGGAGUAUCAGAGGAUUAUAGGGAGAAAUUCGAAAAAGCUGUCAAAACGAAGGUGGCUUUACUGUUCAAAAAAGAUCCUAAUCUUCUUAUGGACAUUAUAACAAUGAUUUCACCACAUUAUCUUGUCUAAUAAAAAGUCAAAGUUUAUAAAACACUAUAAAUGCCUGGUGAAUUCAUUCUCACUUUUCCUGGCGCUUAUCAUGCUGGAUUUUCUACUGGUUUUAACAUUGGUGAAGCUGUAAAUUUUGUUACUAAGUCCUGGUUUGAUUACGGGCUUAAGUGCCAAGAAAUAUAUAGAAGAACAAGAGAAAAAAUUCCUGUAUUCCCAAUGGACUGGCUACUGAUAGAAAAUAUCUAAAACUUAGACAAAAUUAACUUAGACUUAGAAACACGGCUUAAGUUAAAAGAGAUUUAUGUCAAGGUGUUUAGAGAGGAGAAAAAGCAAAGAGAAUUCGUUGAAAGGUUCGUUAGAAGUGGCUAUGGAGACAAUGAUCAAAACAAGUAGCCUUAUCAAAUUAUGGCUUAGAGAGAAAAUGUUCCUGAAGACCAACAUUAGUGCAACUUUUGUACCGAUUUCGCUUAUCUAUCAAUGAUUUACUGUACCAAGCACAAAUUUAACUACUGUCUUUUCCAUGAAAUAAUGUGUGGUUGUGGUCCUCACUAGAUUAGGUUGAUAUAUAGAUUCACAACAAAGGAAUUAGAGAAACUUGAGAAAAAUAUAAAGGAUUCAUGCAGCUAACAAGCCCCCAAAAACUAGAUUUUACAAGCAAAUAUCAAAAUAAAGAGCAAAGAUACUGGUAAAAAUGAAAAAGCUGGAAUCAUAAAUCAAACAAUCUUUGAAAUCAAUAAUAACUAUAUCUAAAAACCUAGCUCUUCAUAGGAAAAAGGAUCUGCUAACGUCAGCAGCCAAAAGAGUGAUUCUCUGAUAAAAGGGUCAAAUUAGCCUGAAGAAUUGUAAAAGCUAAUUCCAAAAUAGUCACUAUGA
Molecule: messenger RNA, 2214 nt
Organism: Stylonychia lemnae
Lineage: Eukaryota; Ciliophora; Spirotrichea; Sporadotrichida; Oxytrichidae
Source: the annotation of a GenBank genome assembly